AUGGGAAUAUUAAAAGAACAAAAAUCUACUUCUCAAAAUAACGAUUUACAUUCAAAUAUUACGGGUAAUAACGAUGUUCCAGAAAACCACAUCUUUGUUGCGACCAUUAAUGAGCUUGAAAAUAAUGAAUUAAACUCUGAGACCAGUGAGACUACUCCUGUUCUGAAAUUGAUAGAACUGCCUGGCAUUGAGAAAGAUUUUGAAGCAGAUUGUAGAAAACCCUACGAAUAUGAAAAAAAAAAAAACUAUUUUGAAGAUUCUGAUGAUAGUAUACGAGAUCCGAUUUACGAAAAUUCAAGUGACGAUGAAGAGACAGAGACAAGGCCGAGAAAUACUAACAGCGGUGAUAAUAAAUAUCAAAAAGAAGUGACCACACCUAAAGGAAAAAAAAAAAGACGAAAACAGGAAGCAAAUUGGAAAAUUAAUGUACAAAAACAUAUAGUAACAAGUGGAGAAGAACACCCAGCAAAAAUCAAAAUAUUACGCGCCAAAGAAUUAGGAAAUCCAUGCAAGGAAGGAUGUUAUUUAAAAUGUUUCCAAAAUAUUAAUGCAGAAACAAGGUCAUCUAUAUAUUCUAUGUUUUGGAAUUCCUUAAACGACGUAAACCGCAAACGCCAAUAUGUUGCGUCACAUGUUAAAACAGAACUGAUUAUUCGAAGAAGAUCCAGAUCGGGUUUGCGCUGUGAUGCUAAAAACCACACAAGACAAUAUGAUUUUGAGUCACCGGAUAACGAUACAUGUGAUUCUUGUGACUCUUUCCUAAUUAAAAUACAUGAUGCCGAAUUUUCUGAAGAGAAAUCUAAAUUACAAGAAGAGUAUGACAAACACUUAGCUGAGGCCUCAAAAGGAUACGAUUUAAAGAGAAAAGAUAAGGAGUACUCUGGAACACAAAACAAUUACUAUUAUGGUUUGAGUUGA
Molecule: messenger RNA, 918 nt
Organism: Psylliodes chrysocephalus
Lineage: Eukaryota; Metazoa; Arthropoda; Insecta; Coleoptera; Chrysomelidae
Source: the annotation of a GenBank genome assembly